Messenger RNA from Zingiber officinale, 1957 nucleotides. Its product is annotated as protein NRT1/ PTR FAMILY 5.6-like. The transcript has 4 exons. The coding region runs from base 54 to 1778 and encodes 574 amino acids. The record is from RefSeq and is a predicted model, not a curated record. Gene Ontology annotation, cellular component: membrane. Gene Ontology annotation, biological process: transmembrane transport. Lineage: Eukaryota; Viridiplantae; Streptophyta; Magnoliopsida; Zingiberales; Zingiberaceae. Gene Ontology annotation, molecular function: transmembrane transporter activity.
GCUAGAUCUCUCCAACUUGCAUCAGAGAGACUCGUGCCCUGCCUCUCCCAUCCAUGGAACCAACAAUAAAUAGCUUGGAGAAGCCACAAGAUGAGGGGGCAUGGGUGUGUGAUUCCUCUGUCGAUCAUAAAGGAAGACUUCCUCUCAGAUCUUCCACUGGAGGUUGGAAGGCAUCCUUGUUCAUCAUAGCAAUUGAGUUCAGUGAAAGGCUGAGCUACUUCGGGCUGGCCUCCAACCUCAUUUUGUAUCUCACCAAGGUGUUGCAUGAGGAUAUGAAAACGGCAGCCAAGAACGUCAAUUACUGGAACGGGGUCACCGCCAUGAUGCCCCUUGUCGGCGGCUUCAUCGCCGACGCCGCUCUCGGGAGGUUCUUCACCGUCAUUAGUUCCUCUAUCAUCUACAUCACGGGACUCACUUUGUUGACCCUAUCGCAAUUAGUCCCUCGCUUGAAACCAUGCAACGCAACCGCCUGCGGCAGCAGAUCGAUGGGCCUCCACGAGGUCGUUUUCUUCUUGGGCAUCUACUUGAUCUCCCUCGGUACCGGCGGCCACAAACCUUCGUUAGAGAGCUUCGGCGCCGACCAAUUCGACGACAACUACGCGGAGGAGCGCAAGCAGAAGAUGUCCUACUUCAACUGGUGGAACUUCGCCGUCAGCAGUGGCCUUAUUUUCGGCGUCACCGUCGUUCCCUACGCCCAUGACGCCGUCGGAUGGUGGCUGGUCGAUGUCCUGCUCGCGGGCAUCCUGUGCUUCAGCCUUGUUGUCUUCGUAGCCGGCAAAUCUUUUUACCGGUACCGGCCGCCGGAGGGAAGUCCGUUCACGCCGAUGGUGCAGGUUAUGGUGGCGGCAGUGGCCAAACGAGGACUUCCUCUGCCGUCGGACGCUGGAGAACUUUACGAGGCUCCUAAAGCAGAGCACUCUAGUGACAGGCUCCUCUGCCACACUAACAAGCUACGAUUUCUCGACAAGGCCGCCAUAAUCGAGCAUAGAGACGACGCUGCCGCCUUCGUCAUCGAGAGAUCAAACACAUGGCGGCUGGCAACGGUAACUCAAGUCGAGGAGCUGAAGCUAAUAAUUGGCAUGGUGCCGAUAUGGCUCUCGGCGCUACCCUUUGGCAUAGUCAUGUCGCAAGCCUCCACCUUCUUCAUCAAACAAGCAAGCAUCAUGGACCGGAACCUUGGAGACUUCGAAAUCCCCGCGGCCUCCGUCUACGCCCUCGGGGCCAUCGGAAUGCUCGUCACGGUGACGCUGUACGACAAAAUCCUGGAGCCGGCGAUGCGGAGAGUCACGGGGCGUGAGCGGGGCGUGAGCAUGCUGAAGAGGAUCGGGGUGGGCAUGGCGAUCUCGUCGGUGGCGAUGGCGGCGGCCGCGGUGGUAGAGCGGAGGCGGCUGACGGCGAGCGCGCCAGUGAGCGUGUUCUGGCUGGUGCCGCAGUACACGGUGAUGGGGUUGGGCGACGGGUUCGCGCUGGUGGGGCUGCAGGAGUAUUUCUACGAGCAGGUGCCGGACGGGAUGCGGAGUUUGGGGAUCGGGUUCUACUUGAGCGUCUUCGGGGCGGGCAGCUUCCUCAGCAGCCUCCUCAUCACGGCGGUGGACCGGACCACGCCCUGGAUCGCCAGGGACUUGAACGGCAGCCGACUGGAUUUGUUCUACUGGUUGGUGGCGGCUCUAAACGCCGUCAAUAUCUGCGGCUUUGUGUGCCUGGCGAGAAGCUACUCUUACAAGAGAGUACUCCAGAGGAAGGUGGCAGUCGCUGAUUCCCCUGAAGACGAUGUCUGAACUUUACGUCAGAAUGGGCCAUUGUGAAACUCAAGCAGAUAGAAAUUAGUCAGCAAAUGCAGUUCCAAGAUGGAUGAAUAAAGUUAACUCUACUUGAAGGUGAGAAAUAAAGUUAACUUUUUUACUGAAAACAUUCAAAUCUAAUUAUUAAUAUAAAUCACAGAAUUUACUUUUUAAAA